This is a messenger RNA of Morus notabilis, 1830 nucleotides long. Its product is annotated as glutamate decarboxylase 1. Bases 155 to 1660 code for a protein of 501 amino acids. The transcript has 7 exons. Gene Ontology annotation, molecular function: pyridoxal phosphate binding; glutamate decarboxylase activity. NCBI's taxonomy places the organism in Eukaryota, Viridiplantae, Streptophyta, Magnoliopsida, Rosales, Moraceae. Gene Ontology annotation, cellular component: cytosol. Gene Ontology annotation, biological process: L-glutamate catabolic process. The record is from RefSeq and is a predicted model, not a curated record.
UCCGCUUUAUCCCAUUCACAAGCAACACCCAAUGGAAGUAAUACUAUUCUAAAUCUCUCUCUCUCUCUCUCUCUCUCUCUCCCUCUCUCUCUCUCUCUCUCUCUCUCUCCCUCCCUCCCUCCCCUCAAAGUACUGAUCUUGAUCAUCGCCAAAAAUGGUGCUCUCAAAGACAGCUUCGCAAAGCGAUGUCUCAGUCCACUCUACUUUCGCCUCUCGCUACGUCCGAACCUCCCUUCCCAGGUUUAAAAUGCCGGAGAACUCGAUCCCAAAGGAGGCAGCGUUCCAGAUCAUAAACGACGAGCUGAUGCUGGACGGGAAUCCGAGGCUAAACCUGGCGUCGUUUGUGACGACGUGGAUGGAGCCGGAGUGUGACAAACUCAUCAUGGCCUCCAUCAACAAGAACUACGUAGACAUGGACGAGUACCCUGUUACCACUGAGCUCCAGAAUCGGUGCGUGAAUAUAAUAGCACAUUUGUUCAAUGCGCCUCUUGGGGAGUCGGAGGCGGCCGUGGGCGUCGGGACGGUGGGGUCAUCGGAGGCCAUAAUGUUGGCUGGCUUGGCUUUCAAGAGGAAUUGGCAGAACAAACGCAAGGCUGAAGGCAAGCCAUAUGACAAACCCAACAUUGUCACCGGAGCCAAUGUCCAGGUAUGCUGGGAGAAAUUUGCAAGGUACUUUGAGGUAGAGUUGAAGGAGGUGAAGUUAAGGGAAGGAUAUUAUGUGAUGGACCCUGUGAAAGCAGUGGAGUUGGUUGAUGAGAACACUAUCUGUGUUGCUGCUAUUUUGGGUUCCACUCUCAAUGGAGAAUUUGAAGAUGUUAAGCAACUAAACGAUCUCCUCAUUGAGAAGAACAAAGAAACUGGAUGGGAUACUCCUAUUCAUGUGGAUGCAGCAAGUGGUGGGUUCAUUGCACCAUUUUUGUACCCAGAACUGGAGUGGGAUUUCCGGCUGCCGCUGGUGAAGAGCAUCAACGUUAGUGGCCACAAGUACGGCCUCGUCUACGCCGGAAUCGGGUGGGUCAUUUGGAGAAGCAAAGAAGACUUGCCUGAGGAGCUCAUCUUCCAUAUCAACUACCUUGGGGCGGAUCAGCCCACUUUCACCCUCAACUUCUCUAAAGGUUCUAGCCAAGUUAUUGCUCAAUACUACCAACUGAUUCGCUUGGGUUAUGAGGGAUAUAGGAAUGUGAUGGAAAAUUGUAGGGAAAACAUGAUAGUACUUAAAGAGGGAUUGGAGAAUACAGGUCGCUUCAACAUUGUCUCAAAGGACGAUGGGGUGCCAUUGGUGGCCUUCUCACUCAAGAACAACCACAGCCACAACGAGUUUGAGGUCUCCGACAUGCUGCGGCGCUACGGGUGGAUCGUCCCCGCCUACACCAUGCCGGCAGACGCGCAGCACAUCACGGUGCUCCGCGUCGUGAUCCGCGAGGACUUCUCGCGAACCCUAGCCGAGCGCCUUGUGAAUGACAUUCAGAAAGUUUUGCAUGAGCUUGACGCACUUCCCUCCAAGUUCACCGCUAACAUUUCGGUUUCUGGUGACCACAAGGAGGUUGAGAAGAAUGGGACUUUGGUGGCCAAGAAGACUGACUUGGAGACUCAAAGGGAGAUCACCACAAUUUGGAGGAAGUUUGUGUUGGAGAGGAAGAAGACCAGUGGUGUUUGUUAAAGAGUGCCUUGUGAUAAUAAUGACUGGUUAUUUAAUUAUGACAAUAUCAUAUGGCAGUGAAUCUAUUUUGUUUCAGAAACCUCUACCAUAUACAAUUUUUAGAUGCUACUAAUUUAUCUGUAUCUUCUAAAUUGAGAAUGAUUAUCGUUAAUGUAUUUUUGUUGGUGUGA